AUGGAGAUCAUGUUGGACGCAGGCGUAGGCGACGAGCAAGAUGCCAAGCUCUCCCACGAAGUGAUCCUCCGCUCCAUUUUUGGGGGCGAACGAUGGGCGGGUAACUUGCAAGUUAUAUUCGAGUAUGAUCAUGGCGACGACUGGGAGCACGACAUCACGUUCUUGGGCAAGGCACAUCCCACAUUCAGGAAAGCUAUAUCGAUACCCGAGGAGCAGAAAGCAUUCUGCUACGCUGAUCAGGGUCACCUUGUCGCCGGGAACUGCGGAGGUACUGUUGGUUGGGACUGCCUUAUAAGUCCUUCAAGAAGAGAAGCAAGAUUGACACAGAGUUGAAGGAGUGGUGUAAGGCACAAUGCUGGACUAGAGAUAAGAAAAGGGCUGGAUCUACCUGAUUGAAUAUCCUCGAUGUCAAUGACCGCCUGGGGGCAGUAGGAGAUCGUUUGCAAGAGUAAGCGCGGCUUUCUGGACGGCCGUUAGUACUUGGCGACCUAAG
This is a messenger RNA of Macroventuria anomochaeta, 493 nucleotides long. RefSeq lists its product as uncharacterized. The transcript has a single exon. Lineage: Eukaryota; Fungi; Ascomycota; Dothideomycetes; Pleosporales; Didymellaceae. The record is from RefSeq and is a predicted model, not a curated record. The coding region runs from base 1 to 333 and encodes 110 amino acids.